AUGGAAGCAAGGAGCAGUGUGACUUACUUUGUCCUCCUGGGCCUCACACAGAAUCCAAAGGAGCAGAAAGUCCUUUCUGUUAUGUUCUUGCUCUUCUAUAUUUUGACUGUGGUGGGAAACCUGCUUAUUAUUGUGACUAUAACCGUUAGUAAGACCCUGAACUCACCAAUGUACUUUUUUCUUGCUAGCUUAUCAUUUAUGGAUAUCACUUAUUCCUCUUCUAUUACUCCCAGGUUGAUUUCAGACUUGUUCUUUGGGGAAAAAAUCAUAACUUUUGAAUCUUGCAUGACACAGCUGUUUACAGAGCACUUUUUUGCUGGAUCCGGGGUCUUCCUUCUGCUGGUGAUGGCCUAUGACCGCUAUGUGGCCAUCUGUAAGCCCUUGCAUUAUUUGGUGAUCAUGAGGCAAAGGGUGUGUGUUUUACUGUUGGUGGUGUCCUGGGUUGGAGGUUUUCUACACUCAGUAAUUCAACUUGGCACUAUUUACAGGCUCCCAUUCUGUGGCCCCAAUGUCAUUGAUCACUUUAUCUGUGACAUGUUCCCAUUAUUAAAACUCGUCUGUACUGACACCUAUGUCAUUGGCGUCUUAGUUGUGGUCAACGGAGGACUGAUCUGCAGUCUUGGGUUUCUGCUCUUACUCAUCUCCUAUGGAGUCAUCCUGCACUCUCUGAAGAACCUGAGUCAGGAAGGGAGGCGGAAAGCCCUCCAGACCUGUGGUUCCCACAUCACUGUGGUUGUCUGCUUCUUUGUUCCCUGUAUUUUCAUAAACACAAGGCCUGCUAAGACCUUCCCCAUUGACAAAUUAUUGAGUGUGUUCUAUACAGUCAUAACCCCCAUGCUGAACCCACUAAUCUACACUCUGAGAAACUCAGAGAUGACAAAUGCCAUGAAUAAGCUCUGGAGAAGAAACCUCAUAUCUCAUAUUAAAUAA
Molecule: messenger RNA, 930 nt
Organism: Rangifer tarandus platyrhynchus (Svalbard reindeer)
Lineage: Eukaryota; Metazoa; Chordata; Mammalia; Artiodactyla; Cervidae
Source: the annotation of a GenBank genome assembly